AUGGCAAGGCCAGCGGAGCCGGCGACACCUCCAUCCGCAAGGCCAGUGGAGCCGGCGCCUCCAUCCGCAAGGCCAGCAGAGCCGGACUUUGACCCGAAGUCGAAAAUGGUGGCCGAGCACUAUGCGAUCCACCCGUGGUUCACCAAGCAGGUGGGCGAGCCCAAGGAUGCGAAGUCGGCGCCGGUGACAUGGAAUCGGAAUUGGAGCCAGGAUAUGCGCGAGCUUCGGAGCUUCAAAGCCGUUUCCCAGAAACUUGCCGCGAACGAGGCGACGCUGCGCGAGUCGGAAGCAAAGGUUGCAACCUUGCAGGAGCAACUGAAAGAGCUGCGGCAAAAACAUGAGAGUGACACCCAGAACCUGCAGCAGCGCGCCACAGUCUUGCACUCGGACAUGGAGGCGCUCCUGAAGACCCAGAAGGAGCGGCAUGAGGAGGAGCUUCAAAGAGCACAGAGGGAGAAGACCACAGCCUUGGAGGAGCUGACACGCCAGAAGGACGAGGAGUAUGAUGAGGUGAUGCAGGAUCUGCUGUCAGAAAAGGUUCGCAGACAACGUGCCAAGAACAAAGCUCGAGCAGCAAAGGAGCAGGCGGGUCAUGCGGGUAUUGAUCGUCAUGCGGGUCAUGCGGGAUUGAAUCUGGUCACUUGGCAGGCGGGCAACAUCGCCCAGCAGAAGGCAGAGCUCAUGGCGAGGGAAAAGUUGUUGGCGAAGCAGGCCAGUAGUGACAGGGCUGCGCAGUUCAUAGCUGUCCAGGAGGCCAAACUGAAUGUCAAGAGCCAGGCGUUGGAGAAGGUGUGCUUCCAGACUGUGAGCUGCCUGUUUGUUGAGGGCUUGAUCUCCCGCCAGAUUCAGUUGGAGCUGUGCAGCGCUGUGCUUGCUGAGGCAAACUUCCAACCCCGCAUCUCGGCCAUUAGCCAGGCCAAAUCCACGGAAGCGCCGGCGGAGAAGAAAGGGGAAGAUGAUCGUGGAAGCUGCGAAUCUGAUCAGGCGACAGAGGAGAUGAACGUGCGGACGCUGCGGAAGCUGUGCAAGGAGAAGGGGCUGAAAGUGCGAGGCAGAAAGAAAGAAGUUUUGGCCCGGCUCCUGGCGGUCCUCAAGCCGGGCAUGGCUGGUGAUGAUCGUGAUGGCAGCAGCGCCCCAGGGCAGAGCGGCAAGGCGGAUGUUGUGCCUGACAAGAGCGAGGACAGCGACGUCACUGACGAGGUCACUGACCAGGACCAGGACAAGGACGAUGAUGUUGAGACUGAAGAGCAACCAGUCCUGAACUUGUCAAAGAAGCGUGUGGCUGCGCUGCAACGCAGCAUUUUGGAGGGCCGACGCCAAGUGAACACACCAGAGCGCUACUCACCUUCCCCUGCCAGCUUCAUCUAUGAUGAUGAUGACUCCAACAGCGAGGGCAUCAGCGUGGACACGGAUGCGUCUGCGUGCUCUUUGUCUUCUGAUUCCACUGAGGCCAGGCACAGUUGGGCAGACAGCGUUGCUUUGCAGUGCUUCUUGGGCGGAUUGCAGUGGUUCUUGAACGGGUCAGAUUUCUCGGGCCUGGACACGCCCUACUGGGCUCUCCAGCGGUUGCAGGUGCCAUGCCGGCACGUCUUCUCCUGUGAUUGCGAGCCUGCAAGCUUGAAGGUGCUCCACUUCUUGCAGCCUGAAAUCGUCUACACCGAUGUCCGAGCUCGCAAUGUCCAAGAAGCUCCGGACGUGGAUUUGUUCUGCUUCGGACCUCCGUGCCAGUCCUACUCUAGGCAAGGCAAGAGGCAAUUUGAUGAUUGCGAACUAGGGUGCCUCGGACUACACUCUCUGGCCUACAUCAUUUACCACAAGCCGCGGCUGAUUCUCAUGGAGCAGGUGCCAGAUGUGGUGUCGUCGGAGUUCAUGAAGGUGAUGUGCAAGGAGCUGCAGAAAGCUGAGUACACCUUGCACCUGAGCAUCUUGAAGUCAUAUGAGUAUGGAGCGCCACAGGCGCGGGAGCGGGUGUACAUGGUUGGCAUCCUUCGCCAAGUGGGCGCGUUCUCAUUUCCGUCCCCGGUCCCUUGCCCGCCUGUGUCUGACUUCAUUGAUAGACUGCCAGCGUCUGAGUUCAAAGCUGUGCCUGAAGAAGGGCCCCAGGGUGGUACGACAAGGAUUGUCAAUGUGCUUCGCGAGUUGGAGAAGUGCUUGGAGAAGGACGUGAACCCCUUCCAAGCCUACGUGUUCAUCACAAGUGGCGCCAGCCAGGGACGAUGCAACCACAUGGUGGGCCGUGUCAUGACCCUGACUCGCAGCGAAUGCAUGAGACAGGGCUAUUGGUGCACUGUCAAAGGCGGUUUCCUGAGCCCCGAAGACAUGGCCAGGCUACAAGGCUUUUGGGAUGGCUUUCUGGACUGGCGAAGCCUGACCAUCUCCGAUUCCCAGUUUGGCGCCUUACUUGGCAAUGCCAUGACUUUAAACGUUCUGCUGCACCUGUUUCCACACAUGUUGCGGGCAGCCGGGCUCAUGACUGCAGGUGAGUUUGAUGAAGCCUUGCAGCGGGCGUCGUUCUUCAACGUGGGGGACAAAGUCGCCAUCUCAGAAGAGCAGCUGCCAGUGCAUCAGUCAGGUGAACCAGUUGAAGUUGGCGACCAGCUGGCUGCGCCAGCGGCAGAGGUUUUCAGCAGCCUCUUGGCUUGGAUUCGCAAAGGAGGUUGCCUUCGAGACGGCGUGCCAAAUGUCGGCCAUUUCAAGAAGGCAAAGAUGCUGUCGUGGACGCUGGCUGAAGCUCUACGCAAGCUCGUCAAAAACACGGCGACCAAUGUGACGAAUCUCACGAAGCAGUUGCUCAAUGAGUUUUGCACCACCAACUUCGGCUGCCCAUAUUACGCAAUUCUUGAUGCACUGGAUGCAGAAAUGAUGCUGCAGGCGGGUCUUCUGGCCGACGCAACGGACGAAGCGCAAAUCCUCAUUCGCUUCUUCGACACCGGUGACCCGGAUUCGGGCAAGAUCUCCGCCAGUGUGGCCACGCAAAACGUGUGGACAUCCGCUGGGUACACGCUGGCCACAUUGAGGUUUCUGGAGGCACCAACUCAUAUUGUGGUGAGAGGAGAAGUUCGAUGCAUUGGUGGGCCCAACGCCGUUCCCGCCCAGCUGCGCUCCCGUUGCCUGUCGCGGAUGCUGGCAUGGCGGGCGCUGGCUGAGCAGGUUGUGCGGGCCGAGCAUCCUAGCUUCGAGCUGGUCCAGUGCUUCAGCGCAUUUGACAUGGAGUGCUUUGAGCAGCAGGCAGCAUCGAUGACCGCGAGCAACCUUCAGUGCUCAGAAGCGUUGCGGCGAGUUGCGUCGUCCCUGCAGUUGGACUUGGAGGAGCUCAUUUCAGAGUACCUUGACUUGGGUUCCAUUGCCCUGGCUUUCUGGAGGAACCAGAAUCGAGAGCGCAGUAACUUGCAAUGCUGGCAGCACGCAAUCGAUUCCACAAGCAGUAGUGCAGCUCGAAGGCGCCACCCUGUUAACUCGCUGGCAGUUGCGCUUGCGCACUACGGGUGCAUGACUUCCUCUGACAGUGUGGUGGAGCGUGACUUCUCGCGUGUCAAGCAUGUCCUGGGCGAGAAGCGCCUUCAAUGCGCAAUAGAGGCCGAGAAUGACAUUGUCGUCAUUGCGUUGAGCGACCCAGAUUUAGACAACGAAGUCAUCCGCACCGCUCAGCAGGUUUGGAAGGAAGCCUACGGUGUCUGCAGCAGGGCAAGAACGAAAGUGCGCUUUGACAAAGGCGUUGUCAAAAGCCGUAGCAGACAAAUCGCGGAUGGCUUUGAUGCUGCCAAUGGCGAUGACUCAGGCAAGGCGGUGUCAGAAACAAUGUUUCGCAAGACAAGACGGCAAGAUGUUGCGGCCAAGAUGGCUGCGGGGGAUGUGGCUGCAGCCAGUGAGGUUGUGCUGGCUGACCCGUCAAGCGCAUGGACUGCUGCUCACGAUGAAGAGUUACGGUUCAACUGCAAGAAACAGUUGAAGCGAGCCUACGAGUGUUUGGAGUCUGGAACGCUGAACAUUUCUGAGCUGCCUGAUGAGCUCCGCGGCGAGGCCAGGAAGUAUUUGCAAUCCAGGCACUCCAAUAUGUUGGAGCGAGAGCGAGCAGAGCGCCGGCUGGCUAAGCAGACCUUGCAAAGGCUUCCUGACCCGGAGGAGUUGUAUGGCCUGGCCGUGCUCGUUGAUGAUUCAUUGAGGACUAGGGCACUGGACGCUGCAAUGGACAGCAUGGGCUGGCAUGUCACCAUGGCAGCCCACGAUGCCAAAGUCGUUGUGCUUGACGUCAUCAACUCCGCCCUGCCUGUGCACCUUGCCAUUGCAGCUGCGCUUGGUGGCAUAUGGCUUGUGACACCCGACUUUGUGUGUGCUUACAAAGGGGCUGCCAUCAAGCUUAAGCCUGCAGCCCGCACCAAGCGCAAGGUCUUCUGCACUCUGAAGUUUCAGACGGAGCACUCCCAAGAGUUUGCUGUGCUCCAAGCAUUUCAAUCAAACCAGUUUCGGCUGAUCAAUUCACUUGAAGAAUUCGCAGUUGCUAAACAGCAAGCUGAAGAUUGCCGGAGCUCUGCAUCAGUUCUGGCGUUGCUGCAUGAAUCCGAGAAGCCAGUGUUUGCAGGCAUUAGCCAUUGCUGGACUCCUCAGGAAUUCAGAGACUUCGUUUUCCAGGUUGAUCUGGAGAAGACGUGUCAGGGCAAGUGA
Molecule: messenger RNA, 4662 nt
Organism: Effrenium voratum
Lineage: Eukaryota; Dinophyceae; Suessiales; Symbiodiniaceae
Source: the annotation of a GenBank genome assembly